AUGGAUGAUAAAUCGAAAGAGCAAGAGAAUAAGGAAUUGGAGGACAUCAAAAUCGCUUUAGAAAAUCGAGGUUAUAAUUACGAAAUACCACUCGGUAAAGGCAGCUAUGGUCGCGUAGUUCGAGCCGAACACCCAGUUGAUAAUCAGAAAUACGCCAUAAAGCUUUUGCCUAUUGUGCACGGCGAUGCAGCGAAAUACCAGAAACGAGAAUUGGACGUACUUACAAAGACUGAUUUGUGGCAACAAAAUAUUGUCAAAUAUUACAGUUGCUGGCAAAUGAACAUCGGCAACGAUCCGUAUCUGUGUAUUCAAAUGGAGCUGUGUCGGGUCAACUUGGAAGCGUUUGUUUACAGAAACGAAAUGGGUAAUGCCAAUAUUGUCCGCGCGCAAGGACCGCCAAGAUUUUACCGACAGGUUUUCCCACAGAUUUUGAACGGCUUAAAUGCUAUGCAUUCCUUGGGGCUAGUACAUCGCGAUAUUCAUAUCAGCAAUAUCCUCAUUGCAAAUCCAAAGCCAACAGAAAUACGUCAGGUUAAUAUUAAGAUCGCCGAUUUUGGUCUUGCUAGAGAAAUCGGUUCUGUAAUCGACGGAUCUCCGUCCCUCACGGAGGCUCCAAAGCUGCAAAGGCUAUCAUCGGGUAUAGGGAAUGAACUUUUCAGAGCGCCUGAAUUGGCAACUGAACAUUACGAUUACAAAGUCGAUUUGUACAGCGCGGGAAUUGUGCUGUAUUUUCUCAGCCGUUAUCUUGAAGAUAAAAAGCAAUGGAAAUCCGAGAUUUUGGCACUCAAAAGUGGGGAACGUGGUCGAGAAUAUUUGUGUCAUCGAGACGACGAGAUCUUGUUCAGCCUGAUUACAUCACUAUUAGAAGAGGAUCCCAAAAAGCGUCCGAGUGCCAAAGAGGCUUUGGAUAUCCCUUGGACGAACAUUCAGUUCGAAAAACUUACUGAACCGACAGUCCCUGACGGCAAACAAAAAGCGAAGAAAUUUUAUAUAAAGAUAGACGGUGAGGUUGCCUUGAAACGAUGCGUAGUAAACGACGAUACCUUGUUUGGUUUAAAAGCAGGGAUAGAGAGUUGUACUGGCAUCAACGCCGAGUGUCAAGAUUUACAUCAGGAGACAACUAUUAAUGGCAAAGAGGAACUGAUUGAAGUAUUAUCUGACCUAGAUGUUGUUUGCAUGUUUCAGAGUGCCGAAGAAGCUGGGAAAAAAGUCGUUAUUAAUGUGUCGGAAAAUACAUUGGAAAUGGACGUGAAUUAUGGCAGUAAUCCCGUAGCAUUAUCUUAG
This is a messenger RNA of Paramuricea clavata, 1284 nucleotides long. NCBI's taxonomy places the organism in Eukaryota, Metazoa, Cnidaria, Anthozoa, Malacalcyonacea, Plexauridae. The record is from the annotation of a GenBank genome assembly.